Alosa sapidissima (American shad) is the source of this 1609-nucleotide messenger RNA. It is a transcript of the gene sowahab, whose product is annotated as sosondowah ankyrin repeat domain family member Ab. The record is from RefSeq and is a predicted model, not a curated record. Lineage: Eukaryota; Metazoa; Chordata; Actinopteri; Clupeiformes; Clupeidae. The coding region runs from base 407 to 1519 and encodes 370 amino acids. Gene Ontology annotation, molecular function: protein binding. The transcript is spliced from 2 exons.
GUUGGUCAGGAAACUGAUUUUCGGGAAGCACCGGAAACAGCAGGAGCAAGGGGGCAAAGUGAAGAACUCUGAGUUGUUGAGCAAGUUUAAAGAGGCGCUCAGCUGCAGCGAUCCUGUGGAAAAGAAACAAAACAGGGAUCUUUUCAAGAGCUUUGUGAACAAUAUUGCAGUCGUUAAAGUCAUAGAUGAUGUUAAGUUUGUUGUUGUAAAGAAAAAUUAUCAAGGAUUUGGGAAAAAUAGUUCUCUAAUCGCGCCAAAAAACGAGUUCGAGGAUACUUUAAGCCGCUUCAAUUCUUCUGUCUCGUCCUGUUCCCCUGAGCGCACGAGCGUCCUUAAACAUGGGUCCGGUAAUAUUGUUCAGUCUGCAGUUGAAAACAAUAACAAUAAUACUUAUUUUACCUCACAUAUGAAUGCGGUCGGUCAAGGCUGUAACCCCGAAGAUAAUCUCCGGCAAAACUCUGCAUCAGGAGGAUGCUGUAACUUGGACUGUGAAAGACAACAGAUGUCCCGGCGAAACGACACAAGUGUGCAAACGGACGUUAAACAGAGGAAAACAGGUGCAGUGUUUGCCAUUAUUGCUACGAAAUCACCUCCAACCUCAAGCAAUGAAGAACAAUUACACACUAAAGUUCUGAUUCAGGAACCUGUAUCACAACAGCACUUGCAAGCCAUCAGAAUAACCCCACCUCAAAGACGCCUAAAAAAAACAGAGACCACAUCUCGUAACACAGGUACAGGGGAAAAGCCCAAUGAAACGGACAGAGACACUUCUCCAGAAACCAAACGGAGGCAGCUGGAAACCAAGUUACCCGACACUCCCCAACUGAAGAGGAACAACAAGACCACAAAACCAAACAAUGAGCCCAAGUACUCCGAGGGGGUCCCCCUGGAGCUUGCUGAGCAUGAUUGGCUCGUAAAGUCUGCUGCGGGCCACUGGGACCAGGUUUAUGGCCUGUUGCUUCAGGACGUCCAGCUGGCAGACAAGAGGGACUUCAUCUCGGGGUUCACUGCACUGCACUGGGCUGCCAAAGAUGGAAACAAGGACAUGGUCCGCAAAAUUAUCGACAUCUCAAGGGACAGAGGCGUGGAGGUGGACAUAAACGCCCGCUCGCACGCAGGUUACACCCCACUGCAUAUUGCUGCCAUUCACGGCCACAACAUUGUCAUUUCUCUGCUCGUGCGGGGCUACUGUGCCAAUGCAAACGUGAGGGACAACAGUGGCAAAAAGCCGUACCACUACUUGGACCAGGGGGUCAGUAUGGAGGUCAGAGAACUCCUCGGAGACCCUCACAUCAUCUCGCAGCAUCAGGAGGUGCCCUGUGAGCAGGAGGAGGAGGACCACAGCCUCCCCGAGCUGCCGAAGGGCUUCAACACCCUGAGCAAGCUGUUUCACCCGCAUUCGGGUCACAGAAAGAAGCACCGCCACAGGCCCAGCUUCCACUUCGUUGGAAGUGAGGACCCCAGAGAUGACCGCAGGGAGCACGUCCUCUCUCGCAGACUCUCAGAUAUGUUCCAUUGACUGCAGACUUUCAGUCAGCACCGGAGUAUAGUCUCCUCAGAGACUGGUGUGGUCCCUGUAAGUUUACUAAUUUAAAUGAUAGGGAUUGUG